AUGCAAAGGAGCAUGGAUCUCUUUGCUGCCGCCUGCAACAACUUCGGCCUGGUCAGCAACACGAAAAAGACGGUUGUUAUGCAUCAACUGCCACCCAAAACUGCCUACGUUGCACCCCGAAUCAACGUGAACGGUGCCCAACUGCAAGCCUUGGGCAACUUUACCUACCUGGACAGCAUCCUCUCGCAACAGCAAAAUCGACGAUGA
This is a messenger RNA of Spirometra erinaceieuropaei, 207 nucleotides long. NCBI's taxonomy places the organism in Eukaryota, Metazoa, Platyhelminthes, Cestoda, Diphyllobothriidea, Diphyllobothriidae. The record is from the annotation of a GenBank genome assembly.